AUGUAUCAAAAUUAUUCUGACAAUAUUAAUAAUAAUAUCGAUUCUAACGAUAAUAUUGGUAUUAAUAUGAAUGAUGUUAAUGUUAAUAAUCAAGAAUUUGUUCCUAAUAAUUACCACAAUCAAACCACCGGCCACUACUCCAAUAAUUAUUACAUUCAUAAAAACUCUGGAGAGAAUAAUUUCGGUCAUCAAAACAGCCAGAACUCGGUCGAAAAUAAUUACAUCGAUCAAAACUCUGGUGACAGUAAUUUGAUUCAUCAAAUUAAUUUCACCAACCAAAAUUUGUGUAUUGUCGACAAUAAUUUCGUUGAUCAAAGCUCCACUGGAAUAAACAACAAUAAUAACAAUGAUAUUAUUGGCCAGAACCCAUCUAUUGCUACAAGCAUCAAUUAUCUGAACAAUUGUUUUGACAAUAAUUUUGUUGGUCAAAAUGCUCAUCAAAAUUCUAUUAUCGCGAAUAAUUUCAUUGAUCAAAACAAUGAUCAACUAUUACUACUUAUUCACAUAGCAUCUCAACUUCAAGAUCUCCAAAAUUUUCUAUAUAACAACAAUAACAGACAUUAA
Molecule: messenger RNA, 564 nt
Organism: Entrophospora candida
Lineage: Eukaryota; Fungi; Glomeromycota; Glomeromycetes; Entrophosporales; Entrophosporaceae
Source: the annotation of a GenBank genome assembly